This is a messenger RNA of Synchiropus splendidus (mandarinfish), 8418 nucleotides long. RefSeq names its product GCN1 activator of EIF2AK4 (gene gcn1). The transcript has 57 exons. Gene Ontology annotation, cellular component: cytosol. Gene Ontology annotation, molecular function: protein binding; protein kinase regulator activity. Gene Ontology annotation, biological process: cellular response to amino acid starvation; regulation of translation. The record is from RefSeq and is a predicted model, not a curated record. Lineage: Eukaryota; Metazoa; Chordata; Actinopteri; Syngnathiformes; Callionymidae. Bases 12 to 8018 code for a protein of 2668 amino acids.
ACACCGGCAACAUGGCGUCGGACACGCAGGUUUCAGACACACUAAAGAAAUUUGCAUCAAAUGUGACAACAUCAAGCUUGAAAGAGCGCAAAGAGAUAUUUGGAGAGCUAAAACAGUGUGUCAAAGAAAAAGCAUUACCAGAGCCUGCCAUAAAAGGACUAUGCAGACUUUUCUGCCUCACGCUGUUCAGAUAUCAGGAUGCUGCCUCACGCAGAGAGCUCCUCUCUCUCAUUGCUCAGCUGGCAGAUAAUCAGCCUGAUAUUCUUGCGACCAACCUUCUUCACUGCCUCCUGAACAGUGGGCUCAUUACUAAAAAUGGAGAGCCAAGUAAAUGCACAGGGGCGGCUGCUGUCUUUGGUCUGUCUUGGACCUGCCUCCUGGUGCCCAGGCUGUUUUCUCUGUCUGAGAAGAGAGAAGGGGCCACCUGGAUGAAGUUGGUCGAAGUGCAGAGCCUUCUUGUUGCUGAGGUAGUUGCGGGUGCCAAAGGCAACGCCCAAAAAGUGAGCAUCAAGAAUUUCACUCAUCUCCUGAAGAAUAAUGCCGGACUAGUUGGUCAAUAUAUCAGCAGCUUGUUGAGUCUUGAACAAUCAUGUGUAACUUUGGCCAUGCUUGGAGUGUGUUUCGACUUCUGUUCAGCUCAGAAGGACAAAGCGACAAUUGAAAAGCACAAGAGUGCCAUGCUGGACCUCUACAUCAAGACAGUCCUGAUGAGCAAGACAAAACCUCACAAGCAUAUUCUGGAGAAAAGUGGCUCCCUGCUCCGUCAUGUCUCCCACUCUGAGUUUAAAGAGCUGCUCCUCCCUGCCUUGCAGAAGGCAAUGCUUCGCAGUCCUGAGAAUGCCAUGCAGACUGUUUCAUACCUGUUGUCCUCUGUUACCCUUGACGUUAGUCAAUAUGCCAUGGAAAUUGGAAAAGCAGUUGCAAGCCAGUUGAAGGCAAAUAAUGUGCAGCUGAUGGAGGAAGCAGUUCAGGCUAUGCAGAACAUGGCUCAACAAUGCAGUGACCCCACUGCUGUGCAGGAUAUUGUCAGCCACCUCUUUAAGAUCCUUGGAGGAUCUGAAGGAAAACUCACAGUUGUUGCCCAAAAGAUGAGCGUGUUGUCAGGAAUUGCCAGCUGCAGCCAUCAUGUGGUGUCAGGAACUUCAAACCAGACUUUAAGUUCUGCUGUCACGCUGAUGUUCAUUCCCUAUUUGCAGCAAGAAGUUCACGAAGGCACAUUGGUACAUGCAGUAAAUGUCCUCUCCCAAUGGAGCAGUCGCCUUACAGUUGAAAUUCCCACUGCACUGCUUGAUUGGCUGAAAAAGGCUUUCACCCUAAAGACGUCCACGUCGCUUGUACGUCAUGCCUACCUACAAGGCAUGUUGGGCUCAUUUAAAGGUGACACGCUGGCCCAAGCCUCAGACCUCGUGCCUUUGCUCCUCCAAACUGUGGAGAAAGCAGCUGCACAGAACUCCCAACAUUCUCUCCUUGCUGAAGGCUUGGCUGCGUCAGUCCUUUUAUGUCGCCUGUCUCUUCUUGACACAAUGCCAGAGUCUAAACUGGCCAACUUUUGGAGUUUGAUUUUGGAUGAGAAAAAGCCACUUUUCACAACAGAGAAGUUCCUGUCCCAGGCCAAUGAAGAUACGCAACUUUCUGUGCUCCUGCUCUGUGAAAGGCUUAUCUUGGACCACGCCCAUCGACUAAACUCUGGCAAAUCCCAGAUGUAUCAUCAUGCCACUGUUUCAGUCCUGUUGUCUCGGAGCUGGCGGGUACGAAAACGUGUCCAACAGACCGUUCGGAAGCUUCUCUCAUCUCUGGGCGGCUCCAGCCUAGCUCACGGCCUGCUGGGAGAAUUGAGAGCAGUCAUCCACAGACAUAAAGUUCUCGACCAGGAUGCACUGGUGUCCGAUUCUGGGGAUUUAACGGAGCUUGGCCGCACCUAUGUCUUACCCCGUGUCCUGCAUGAGGCACUGACUGUGGUUUGCUCUGCUGCUAGUGGUGAUAUGACUGAAUCUGAAAGUUUGGCCAUGGAAACCCUCAUAGUUGCCCAUCAUCCAUCAAUAGAAGAAGCCCGCCGCGGUCUGUGGUCUGUUCUGCUCUCUGCCAUGAACAUAAAAGCAGAAGAAUUUGUCGAAAAUAAUCUUGACGAUAUUCUGAAGCAUCUGUUGGAAGUCAAUACAGAUGACCAGGCAGUGAAGAAUGCAGUCGGUGCCCUUUCUUGCCUAUCACCCAACAAACUACUGCCUCGAGUAAUGAGUCAUAUUACUGAGGGGCUUACUCGAUCAGCUAGUCAUGGAGUAACUAAGGAAGACUACGCCAUCAUGCAGACCCCAGAGGGUGAGCUGUAUGAUAAGAGCAUCAUUCAGAGUGCACAGAAGGAAACAACAAAGAAAGCCAAUAUGAAGCGUGAGAAUAAGGCCUACUCCUACAAGGAACAGAUAAUUGAGCUGGAGUUACAGGAGGAGCUGAAAAAGAAGAAGGGCGUGAAAGAUGAAGUACAGCUGACGAGCAAACAGAAGGAAAUGGUUCAAGCUCAGCUUCAGAGGGAGACGUCCAUUCGAAAGAGACUUCAGGAGCUGGAUGCUGACCUGACAAGUAUAGUGGGUCUGCUUGAAGCUAUUUUGAAAGAAAACCCACCUCUGGUCACCAGGGAGUUGCCUGCUGUCCUUCAGGCUCUAAUGCCUCUCCUACACUCUCCACUGGCUGCUCCUCGCAUCAAACAAUCCUUUUUGGACAUCGGCAAAAGCCUUCUUCCAGGCCACCUGCAUCAGCUGGCUGUGCUUGUAGGUCAUGUGACUUUGAGAAUGCUGAAGCCUGAAUGUGAUCUGGAUAAGGCCUGGCAACAAGAAGACCUCAACUCAGCAGUCGCACGAACUGUGCAGCUGCUGCACAGUCACACUGUCCCUCAGAGGGAGAGCAAGACAAUUGAUACAGCCCCACUGUCAGCACCAGCCUUUUCCUUUUGCUUCCCACUGCUCAAUGCCACACUCAGGGAAUCUUCAGGCAGCACUGAGGAGAAUGAAACUCUAAUGAUGAAAUCGCUGCAAAUCAUUAACCAGCAUGCCCAGCUCCGUGCAGAAAACGAUGACAACAUGACAGUUGAUGAGAAUGGCCCUGAACUGCUUCCACGUGUCAACAUGCUGCUGGUACUGAUCAGAGUGAUUUCUACUGCAACCCCAAGGCUUCAGGUGUUGGCUUCUCAGUGUUUGACUGCUCUGUGCGCCAGUGCUGGCGGAGGGGAAGGUUGCACUGUAGCAGAACAACAAGAGAUCGAUGUCCUGCUCAACGGCCUCCUCUCGCCAUGCUUUUCUGUCCGCGACACUGCCCUCAGGGGCUUACUGGAGAUGGAGUUUGCUCUCCCAACAGACAGCACUGAGGAGAGUGGACUUAGAUUGCUUAGGAGGCUUUGGAUUGCCAAAUUUGACGUUGAAGAAGAGGGUCGUGCUUUAUCUGAACAACUGUGGGAGUCCCUGGGUUUGGACUUGGUCCCAGACCUUUGCCCUCUGCUAAUUGGAGACGUCACUCACCAUGAGGAGGCUGUUCGUACUGCUGCUGCUGAAGCUUUGUCUUGUGCUGUGUCCAAAUACACCGACCAGUCAGCCUCAGUGCUGGCUCAACUCACUGAACUGUAUCACACAAAACUAUAUAGACCACCUCCUGUACUGGACACUCUGGGCAGAGUCAUCUCUGAAUCUCCGCCUGACCAAUGGGAAGCUAGGUGUGGAAUCGCUCUGGCUCUGAACAAGUUGUCUCAGUUCCUCGAUGAAUCCCAGGUCACUCCUCUCUUCCUCUUCUUUGUUCCCGACGCUCUGAAUGACCGUCAUGCUGAGGUGCGACGCUGCAUGUUGGAUGCCGCACUCUCUGCCCUAAAUACCCAUGGAAAGGAUAAUGUGAGCUCCCUCCUGCCAGUCUUCGAGGAGUUUCUGAAGAAUGCCCCUCAGGAUGCCAGCUACGACUCUGUCCGGCAGAGUGUGGUCAUUCUUAUGGGCUCUUUGGCAAAACAUCUCGAUAAAAAUGACCCCAAAGUUAAACCCAUCGUGGCAAAACUCAUCACAGCACUGUCGACACCAUCGCAACAGGUUCAGGAAUCUGUUGCCAGCUGUCUCCCUCCACUAGUGCCUGCCAUCAAGGAGGAUGCUGCUGGCAUCGUCAGGAAUCUGCUGCAGCUGCUGCUGGAGAGCGACAAGUAUGCAGAGAGGAAAGGAGCUGCAUAUGGACUGGCCGGUCUGGUCAAAGGACUUGGAAUUCUUGCCCUCAAACAGCAGGAAAUCAUGACCACACUGACGGAUGCUAUCCAGGACAAAAAAAACUUCAGACGGCGGGAAGGGUCAUUGUUUGCCUUUGAGAUGUUGUGCAACAUGUUGGGAAAAUUGUUUGAGCCAUACGUUGUCCACGUGCUGCCACAUCUACUGCUCUGUUUUGGAGAUGGAAAUCAGUAUGUCAGGGAGGCUGCUGAUGACUGUGCCAAAGCUGUGAUGAGGAACUUGAGUGCUCAUGGUGUGAAGCUUGUGCUUCCAUCUCUGCUGGUGGCCCUUGAGGAAGAGUCCUGGAGGACGAAAGCUGGCUCUGUGGAAUUGCUGGGUGCCAUGGCUUUCUGCGCUCCCAAACAGCUCUCCUCCUGCCUUCCCAGCAUUGUGCCAAAACUAACAGAAGUGUUGACUGACUCUCAUGUUAAGGUCCAGAAGGCUGGUCAGCAGGCCCUCAGACAGAUUGGUUCAGUUAUCCGUAACCCAGAAAUUCUCGCCAUAACGCCAAUACUUCUGGACGCUCUGACUGAUCCAUCCAGAAGAACCCAGACAUGCCUGCAGACGCUGUUAGACACCAAGUUUGUCCACUUUAUCGACGCCCCCUCUCUGGCUCUGAUAAUGCCAAUUGUCCAAAGAGCCUUCCAGGAUCGAUCCACUGAUACUCGCAAGAUGGCUGCGCAGAUUAUUGGCAACAUGUACUCCCUGACGGAUCAGAAGGAUUUGUCGCCGUAUCUGCCCAGUGUUAUUCCCGGACUUAAAGCAUCUCUGUUGGAUCCAGUACCUGAGGUUCGCACAGUAUCAGCCAAGGCCUUGGGUGCCAUGGUAAAGGGAAUGGGUGAAUCCUGCUUUGACGACUUGCUGCCUUGGUUAAUGGAGACACUGGCAUCUGAGCAAAGUUCUGUUGAUCGCUCUGGAGCAGCCCAAGGGCUGGCUGAGGUUAUGGCUGGGCUGGGAGUAGAGAAGCUGGACAAGCUGAUGCCCGACGUGGUUCAGACUGCCAGCAAGAUAGAUAUUGCCUCCCAUGUGAGAGACGGCUACAUCAUGAUGUUCAUCUACCUGCCCCUCACCUUUGGAGACAAAUUUACACCCUACGUGGGGCCCAUCAUCCCCUGUAUUCUCAAGGCGCUGGCUGAUGAGAACGAAUAUGUAAGAGACACAGCACUGAGAGCUGGUCAGCGAAUCAUCAGUAUGUACGCUGAGACUGCUAUUGCACUGCUGCUUCCCGAGCUUGAACAGGGUCUCUUUGAUGAUCUUUGGAGAAUCAGGUUCAGCUCGGUGCAGUUGCUUGGAGAUCUUCUGUUCCACAUUUCUGGAGUGACUGGAAAGAUGACCACAGAAACUGCAUCUGAGGAUGACAACUUUGGGACAGCUGCCUCCAAUAAAGCCAUUAUAUCAGCUCUUGGGGCAGAGAGGCGUAACCGCGUCCUGUCUGGUCUCUACAUGGGUCGAUCUGACACGCAGCUAGUUGUGCGACAGGCAUCCCUGCACGUGUGGAAGAUAGUCGUGUCCAACACUCCCAGAACCCUCCGGGAAAUUCUGCCGACACUCUUCAGUCUCUUACUGGGCUUCCUGGCUUCCACCUGUCCGGACAAGAGAACGAUCGCUGCUCGGACACUUGGGGAUCUGGUGAGGAAAUUGGGAGAGAAGAUCCUCCCGGAGAUUAUUCCAAUUUUGGAAGACGGUCUUCGCUCCGACAAGAGUGACGAGAGGCAAGGAGUGUGCAUAGGUCUCAGUGAAAUCAUGAAAUCCACCAGCAAAGAUGCGGUACUGGUCUUUUCUGAGUCCCUGGUCCCGACUGUGAGGAAGGCUUUGUGCGAUCCAUUGGAGGAGGUCAGAGAAGCUGCAGCGAAAACAUUUGAGCAGCUCCAUGCAACAAUUGGUCACCAGGCACUGGACGACAUCUUGCCGACGCUUCUUAAGCAACUGGAUGACAAGGACACUGCUGAGUUUGCAUUGGAUGGUCUGAAGCAGGUCAUGGCGGUGAAGAGCCGUUCAGUGCUGCCUUACUUGGUGCCAAAGCUGACAGCUCCUCCGGUGAACACCCGUGUCCUGGCUUUCCUCUCUGCUGUGACUGGCGAUGCUCUGACCCGCCACCUUGGUGUUAUUCUGCCGGCUCUGCUCUCCUCUCUCACAGGAAAAUUGGGAACUGAAGAAGAAGCCCAGGAGCUGGUCAACUGUCAGACUGUGAUCCUGUCAGUGGAAGAUGAAGUGGGUCAGCGCAUCAUCAUUGAUGAUCUAUUGGAAGCCACUCGAGGAACAGAUUCCGGCCUUCGACAAGCUGCCGUCACCAUUCUCAAUAGCUACUUUGCUCGAACACGUCUGGACUACAGUGCUCACACACGCAACCUGCUCUCUGGCCUCAUCCGCCUCCUCAAUGACUCCAACACAGAAGUUCUGAUUCAGAGCUGGGACACCAUCAACUCCAUCACGAAGAAAUUGGAUGCUGGCAGUCAACUGGCUUUGAUUGAUGACCUCCAUCGAGAUAUCCGAUCAGCUGCGAGUGAUACAAAGGGUGAACACCUCCCUGGGUUCUGUCUGCCCAAAAAGGGGGUUACGUGCAUCUUGCCGGUUCUGAGAGAAGGCGUCUUGACUGGAAGCCCUGAGCAGAAAGAAGAAGCUGCCAAAGCUCUUGGUGGUGUCAUUAAACUCACAUCACCUGAGGCUCUACGGCCGUCUGUUGUGAACAUAACUGGGCCCCUCAUUCGUAUUUUGGGAGACCGCUUUGCUUGGACGGUGAAAACGGCGCUGUUGGAGACCCUCACACUCUUGCUAGCAAAGGUGGGCAUCGCACUGAAGCCAUUCCUGCCGCAGCUGCAGACCACCUUCCUCAAAGCUCUGCAAGAUUCAAGUCGCGCUGUGAGACUGCGGGCUGCUGAAGCUCUCGGCCAGCUGGUGUCCAUUCACACCAAGGUUGAUCCUCUAUUCACGGAGCAGCUGUCUGCCAUUCGAAAUGCUGAAGAUUCCGGAGUCAGGGAGACCAUGCUCCAAGCCUUAAGGUUUGUCAUCCAGGGGGCCGGUUCCAAGGUGGACCCAGCUAUCAGAAAAAACAUCACCACCACAUUACUGGGCAUGCUGGGACAUGAUGAGGAUGCAACCAGAAUGUCUUCAGCUGGCUGCAUCGGUGAGCUCUGUGCUUUCCUUUCUGAGGAGGAACUGAAGACUGUGCUGCUGCAACACAUCUUAGCCGACAUGUCUGGGGUGGACUGGAUGGUGCGGCAUGGACGCAGCUUGGCUCUGGCAAUCGCACUGAAGUCUGCUGCAGAAAAGCUUUGCGUGAAGGAAUACAGUGAUGCGGUGAUGGACACCAUUUUGGCCAACGCUACUGCCGACAGGAUUCCCAUCGCAGCCAGCGGGAUCCGGGGAAUGGGAUUCCUGAUGAGGCAUCAGCUAAAAACAGAGGGGAGCGGUGUGGUUUCCCAGCGGUUCAUUUCACAGUUAGUCAAGUGUCUUCAGAACCAGUCGAGUGACAUCCGGCUGGUGGCAGAGAGGGUGCUGUGGUGGGUUUUCAAAGACCCUUCUACGCCCUCAAUGGAUAUGGCUCAAGUCAAGCCGCUGCUGAAGAGUCUGCUGGACAACACCAAGGACAAGAACACCAGCGUCCGAGCGCAGAGCGAGCACACCAUUGUCAACCUUUUACAGCUGCGCCAGGGAGAGGAGAACAUGCAGGCCAUAACCGCCAUUCUGGACUCUGCCAGUAACGACCUGCUGUCUGAGUGCCACCGUCGCUCUUUGAAGAAAAUAGCCAGCUUGCCAGACUCCAAUGAAGAGAUAGACGACACUAUCCUCACGUGAUGGAGCAAAUUUCAGAUCACAAGAUUAACUGUCUUGAAUAAAUGCGCACAGUAUGAGAUGCAAGCCCUCACACAUCAACGUUGUCUAUUGGCUCCUCAAACAAAUCCCCCUUUUUUCUCUUUUUUUGUCUUUUCUGAAUUGUUUUAAAGACCUCCAAGUUAAGGUUUAAUUUUAUCCCACUGUCAAAGUUUCUUUGGAAUAUUUUGGCAAUUUUCCCCCCCAAAUUUUUUACCAAAUACUUCUGAAAAUGUCACUGUGAAGGCCCUGUGUUUAUUUUUAAAUUCCUUGAAGUUGUUUUGGUGUGACACAGCAAUCUCUUCUCAGCAUAAACACCAUGGUUAUGUCAGUGAUGCGGUUGUAAUGAAAAGAUGCUAAAAGAAAUAAACCAUCUUGAUUUCAA